Messenger RNA from Perca flavescens (yellow perch), 2128 nucleotides. It is a transcript of the gene pdcd7, whose product is annotated as programmed cell death 7. The record is from RefSeq and is a predicted model, not a curated record. NCBI's taxonomy places the organism in Eukaryota, Metazoa, Chordata, Actinopteri, Perciformes, Percidae. Bases 167 to 1924 code for a protein of 585 amino acids. The transcript has 5 exons. Gene Ontology annotation, cellular component: U12-type spliceosomal complex.
CUGUAAUUGGUUUGCCAACCGCCAAUAAACCAUGAAGAAGAAGAAGAAGAAGAAGAAGAAGAAGAAACGACGGUAGCUUAACAAUGCUCUUGUGAAGAGUUAAGAGAAAGAGUAAGCUGUUUAGUAUCGUACAUAACAGUAGAUUCGGUGUAGUCUUUUACGCGCCAUGGACAACAUGUAUCAGCCCGCCUCGUCAGACACCCAGCCGCCUCCUGUCUAUAGUGGCGGCUACAGCGCGAACAGAGCCCCGCCGAGCAGUACUCAGCCGGGCCACACUGCUCCCCCGUGGACUCCUUCCCAGGGGUAUGACGCUCACCCGUAUGGGUUUAGGUGCGAUUUUCCAGCACAGUCUCCCGGAGGAGGAAGUUUCGGAGGGCCCGGCUUGGCCCUUCCGUAUGGAUUUGACCCCUCCGUACCCCCGCCUCCUUUCGGCUGUCCGCCGCCCGGACACUUCCCUAACAUGGUGCCCAGCGCUCCGGUAAACAUAUACAGCAGCAGGGGAGCGUUUCCCCCGCAGCUAAGACCCUGUCCUCAGGCUACGGGCUAUGCCCCGGACCGUAGUCAGAAACAACAGCACCACUAUGAGGAUUUCUCUGCGAGUGGAGCUCGGUUUCCUCCGCAGGGUAAAGAUGACCGGAUUCCUGAGGAUGAAACGGUCCUUCAGAGGAGGCAGGAUCAACAGUGGCUCGCACGCUUCCUACAAGACAGAGAACAAAACUCCAAGAGCCUACAGGCCCGGCACAAGACGCCCCACAGCUCUGUCCCGGAGCAGAGAGCGGCUCCGUGCAGCUCCGUCCCGGAGCAGAGAGCGGCUCCGUGCAGCUCUGUCGCGGAGCUGAGAGCGGCCCCGUGCAGCUCUGUCCCGGAGCAGAGAGCGGCCCCGUGCAGCUCUGUCCCGGAGCAGAGAGCGGCCCCGUGCAGCUCUGUCCCGGAGCAGAGAGCGGCCCCGUGCAGCUCUGUCGCGGAGCUGAGAGCGGCUCUGUACGGGGCAGCUCACAUUGUCUCCCAGCUGGCAGAGUCCUGUGAAAUUCUGAGGAACAACGUGGAGAAUGAGUGUGUUUGGGCCAACUCUUAUUUAAAGGCUUUACAGGUGAAAAGAGAGCUACAGGACAGACUGGCAGUCCUCGGUGCCAGUGAGUGUUUAGAGAGCUGGAAAACUAAAGUAUCCCGUGUUGCUAAGAGGAGGGCCCGGCUCCGCAGAGCCAGGAGGGAGCUCCAGCUGGAGCAGACCGAGAGAGAGGAGCGCAUCGCGGACAAAGAGGCUGCCAUAAACACAUGGAGGAUGCAGCAGAUCCGCCUAGUGGAAGAAAGGAAGAAGGAGCUGGAGCUGAAGCUGGCUGCAGACUCUGUCCUCUGCGAGGUGAGGAAGAAGCAGGCAGACGUGAAGAGGAUGCAGGAAGUCCUGAGGUCUCUGGAGAAGCUGCGCAGACUGAGGAAAGAGGCAGCGUCAAGGAAAGGUAUCGUGACGGAGCGUUCCUGUGAUGAGGCGUUCAGCAGCCGCCUGCAGCAGCUGAGCGCUGUGAUGAAGAGGAGGACAGCGGUGUACUCGGCCGAGGAGAAGGCUCUGAUGGUGAUGCUGGAGGGAGAGCAGGAGGAGGAGAGGAGGAGGGAGCAGGAGAAACGAGGGAGGAAGGAGCGGGAGAGACAGCUGCAGAGGAAACGCAGAGCGGACGCCAUGCUGUUUGGAGAUGAGCUUCCUGCCGACUCUGUGCUGCAGCCCUUCAGACAGUAUUACACCGAGGCCGAGCGCUCUCUGCACGCUCUGCUACAUAUCAGGCGACAGUGGGAUGCUUUUGUGGUUCCUGCGGAUCAUCCAGACGGUUCUCCGGUUCCUCAGGGUUGGGUUCUGCCCAAGGACCCAUCAGACCAAGCCUGGGCCUCUGCUCUGCACACCGCCCACUCCGAGGGACACGGCCCACUUUGAUCCAAGUGGCACGGCCCACUCCGAGUGACUGUGACAACAGCCAGCAGCUGGCACACAGCUGUAAGGAGAAAGCCAGCUGAAGAAGACCUGGAAAUAAGACUUUAAUGAACAGAAAAGUUGAUAUUAGUUUGUUUGUUCCAAACCCUCUGUUGAACUUGAAUAAGAAAAUGAGAUAAUAAACAUGUGAUGUGUUAUUGUCUUGGA